This is a messenger RNA of Athene cunicularia (burrowing owl), 2702 nucleotides long. It is a transcript of the gene IMPACT, whose product is annotated as impact RWD domain protein. Gene Ontology annotation, biological process: regulation of translational initiation. The record is from RefSeq and is a predicted model, not a curated record. Gene Ontology annotation, cellular component: cytoplasm. Bases 52 to 954 code for a protein of 300 amino acids. NCBI's taxonomy places the organism in Eukaryota, Metazoa, Chordata, Aves, Strigiformes, Strigidae. The transcript has 11 exons. Gene Ontology annotation, molecular function: protein binding.
UGCGCACACUGCCCUCCGCCGGGCAGCUGCCUGCCCUGCCGUCAGGUACCGAUGGCGGCCAGCGACACGGGAGCGGCCCAGCAACAAAUGGAUGAGAUUGAAGCCCUUUCAUCCAUAUAUGGUGAAGACUGGUGUGUUGUUGAUGAAGAUGAAAAAAUCUAUUGUAUUAAGAUUAAUGACUGUCUGGAUCAACCAAAAUGGACCCUCUGUCUGCAGGUGAUUUUGCCGCCAGGAUAUCCAACUGCAGAGCCACCUAUUUAUCAACUAAAUGCCCCUUGGCUUCGAGGACAAGAUUAUAUGGAACUAGCAAACAGCUUGGAAGAAAUAUAUGUACAGAACCUUGGUGAAAGUAUACUUUAUUUAUGGGUAGAGAAGAUACGAGACGUUCUGAUAGAAAAGGCACGGUCUUCAGAUCCAGAACCAGAUAUUAAGAAAACCAGUGAAGAAGUUGAUGAAGGUGAUGGAGAUGAUUUUCUCCUAGACUGUCAGCCCAUUCAGGAAGACCCAAUUAAAAUGUUAAAUUACAUUACAUCUGAAAGUCAAGAAGGAGAUGAAGAACUACCAUCCAUACAUCAUGGAAACCCAAUCACAGACCGAAGGAGUACUUUCCAGGCACAUCUGGCUCCUGUGGUGACACCCAGACAAGUAAAGAGAGUUCUUGAAAAACUAUAUGAGAAUAAGAAAAUUGCAAGUGCUACCCACAACAUAUAUGCAUACAGAAUAUACUGUGAAGAUAAGCAGACAUUCUUACAGGAUUGCGAAGAUGAUGGGGAGACAGCAGCAGGUGGACGUCUUCUUCAUCUAAUGCAGAUUUUGAAUGUCCACAAUGUGUUAGUUGUCGUAUCCCGCUGGUAUGGAGGUAUUCUCUUAGGACCAGAUCGUUUUAAACAUAUAAACAAUUGUGCAAGAAAUGUACUUGUGGAAUACAACUAUGUACCUUCAGUGGUGCUUUGAUGCACUGAGUAUGCAUAGGAUCAGUGCAAAGACUCACAAAGAACUUCCCGAUAAGUUAGUGACCUGGUUUGUAAUCAUAAAGUGUGCAAUAGAAGGCUGCCAGCAGUUGAGGACAUUGAUCCAGAAUGCAAAUUUGUGGGCUGAGGGAGGGUGGGAAGGUGAAAUGCCUCUUUCUGUGCUUUCAGAAAACUGGAAAUAGCUGCAUCUUGUGCUUACUUGUGCCACCAGUUCUAGUGUGUAGGCAGACUGAGUUUGGCAAUCGCUGUAACUAGUCGGCAUUUAAAAUAUUGAAACUUCGUUAGACCCAAAGAAGUUUUCAGAAUUAUAGAUCAGAUUUAAAGAUUAUCAGAUUUAUCAGAUUUUUAAAAAAUUAAGACUAGAAGAAUUCAAACAAGGUAACAUUAACUUUUACAGAAAGGAUUAUGGGAAAAUGUUUCAAGGGAGCCUCAGUAACUCAGGAGACAAAGUUCCAAAUGUCUUUAAAUGGCAUUUUACUUCCUAAGGGAUUUGUGUCAUUUGAUCAUCUAAUAUUCUUGUUUUCCAACAUUUCUUUAUCCUCAGAACAGUAUAUUAAUUAUGUCAAUGUACAUUAUGGUAUGUUAUUGCUAACAGUAGAAAGUUUAAGACAGUAGGAAAUAAUUACAAAUGGCUACUUGAGAAAGUAUCCAACUGUCAGUUUUCCUUUUUAUAUGAAAGUAUCUAAGAUUGCUGUGGCUGAAAGGUGAGCAUUCUUCCUCCUUCUUCCCCCUGCACUUCUCAGUUACUUGCUUAUUGCAUUUUAGAUGUGCUUCUGUGUACUUACUGAUUUACCUUCUUGGGCGUUUAUCAGUGUUCUCUUAUUUGAAAGUGUUGCUCAUAAAAUAAAAAGAAACUAACAUGACUUUUAAGUAUUUACCCUCACAAGAAGGGUGAAAGUACUUAUGAAAAAAAAAUUAACAACUUAUAUUAGACUGUAUUUCUUUAUUGUGUAUUAACAAGUGUAUUUUAUUACUGAUGUCCAUCAGGAAAAUAACAGAUAGAAUUUAUGGUAAUUAUUACUCUAGUAUCAUAGAUGUAGCUCUUGGGAAAAGUAUUCUUUUAACUAAAUCUCUUCAGAAUAGCAGAGUUCAAACAUCCUGUUAGGGUCCAUUUCCGUCCCAUGUGCAAGAGGUAGAAGGGAGUAGAUUAAAAUGUGCCAGAUUCUGUCAGAUGUAGUGACAGAUUCCUUCAGCUUUUUGGGGAGUGCUUGCAGUGAAUGCCUACUGAAGAAGAGUCUUGUUUUUCAAGACAAUGGCAGUCAGAGUAAACUGUACACAACAAUGUUGAUCCAGCAAGACUGGCAAGAUUUUGUUUUUCCCAGCAUAGGUUUGCUUCCCUUAAGGAAGUGGUUUUAAUGUGCUGGUGUACAGUAUAUUUCUUGGUAAGGCCACAUCCACACUAGGAGGAGUUCUACAAUAUAAUGCAGAAGUACUCCUAUACUGGUAACCUCUUCCUUGAGUGGAAAUGACUUAGAUUAUUUUUACAUUAUAUGCAUCUGUUGGCAUAGCUGUGUCUAUAAUUUUAUCAUUGCUGAAGGCAGAAGUUUCUAAAUAGCAAGAUAAACAGACAAAUUAAUGAAACUGAGUGGAUAAAUCUUAUACAACUCAAAACUUUCAUAAAUCCCAGUGAACUAUGCACACUGUUCAUAUUAAAAAUAAUUCCCAUGGGUGACCUUGAGAGUAUGCUCACGGUGUAUAAGCAUGUUUAAACUUUUAAAUGCUUGUUUUUCA